Molecule: messenger RNA, 3678 nt
Organism: Acomys russatus (golden spiny mouse)
Lineage: Eukaryota; Metazoa; Chordata; Mammalia; Rodentia; Muridae
Gene: Prickle2
Product: prickle planar cell polarity protein 2
Exons: 8
Coding region: 607-3147 (846 amino acids)
Molecular function (GO): zinc ion binding
Source: RefSeq, a predicted model, not a curated record
GGCUUUGGAACUGCGAACAGCGACUUCUCCAGCUCUGCCAGGCGCUCUGUGACAGUUAUUAUUAUUUUUUUGGAUGAGCUGCACAUUUCCUGGUUCAGUGGCCCCGGGCUUUGCGAGCAGCUGACUGGUCUCCCAGGUCUGGCUCAGGAUCAGGUGAUGACGCAGAGACUGGGGUCUGUGACUUCCUUCAGAUAAAUCGUGAAGUCGGCGGCGAGUUUAGAGGAAACGGGUUCUUGAGAAGACAAUUCCAGGGCUCAGGCAGGCCUAGAACAAGGGCGCAAGGCGCACUCUCUGGCUUGGUGGCUCUCCAGCAGGGUCCGCUUCUAGGGAGGACAUUCUCUCGGAAGGUAUGCGAAAGCAGACCGGCUUGGAUUUGAGCUUGCUGCCUGCCUCAGGAAGGGCUCGGAUUUGCAGAGACUCAGUAUAUGAGAUGUUUGGGCUGCCUGGGGUCCUGCUCGCAUUUUCUGAUGCCAGCUCCAGGGGGAAAGUGAACUGGGACCACUGACCAGAUCACGUCUCAGCACUGCCUUCCUCUGAAGCUUCGCGGCUCAUCCUCUAGGAGGCGGGAAGAUCUGCCUGCACUGCAAGUGUCCCCAGGAGGAGCACAUGGUAACGGUGAUGCCACUGGAGAUGGAGAAGACCAUCAGCAAGCUCAUGUUUGACUUCCAGAGGAACUCCACCUCAGACGAUGACUCGGGCUGCGCUUUGGAAGAGUACGCCUGGGUGCCCCCGGGGCUAAAGCCGGAGCAGGUGCACCAGUACUAUAGCUGCCUCCCAGAAGAGAAAGUCCCCUAUGUCAACAGUCCUGGAGAGAAACUGCGAAUCAAGCAGCUAUUGCACCAGCUGCCGCCCCAUGACAAUGAGGUCCGGUACUGCAACUCCCUGGAUGAGGAGGAGAAGAGGGAGCUGAAGCUCUUCAGCAACCAGAGGAAACGCGAGAACUUGGGUCGCGGCAAUGUCAGGCCCUUCCCUGUCACCAUGACAGGAGCCAUCUGUGAACAGUGCGGAGGGCAGAUCAAGGGCGGGGACAUCGCUGUGUUUGCGUCACGUGCUGGCCAUGGCAUCUGCUGGCAUCCACCCUGCUUCAUAUGCACUGUCUGCAAUGAGCUUCUGGUUGACCUGAUCUACUUUUACCAAGAUGGGAAGAUCUACUGUGGGAGGCACCAUGCUGAGUGCCUGAAGCCUCGCUGUGCAGCCUGUGACGAGAUCAUCUUUGCGGACGAGUGUACGGAAGCUGAGGGGCGACACUGGCACAUGCGGCACUUCUGCUGCUUUGAGUGUGAGACUGUGCUGGGAGGCCAGCGCUACAUCAUGAAGGAAGGAAGACCAUACUGCUGCCACUGCUUUGAGUCCCUUUAUGCAGAAUAUUGUGAUACCUGUGCCCAACACAUAGGGAUUGACCAAGGUCAAAUGACCUAUGACGGCCAACACUGGCAUGCGACAGAGAGCUGUUUCUGCUGUGCUCAUUGUAAGAAGUCCCUCCUGGGACGACCCUUCCUCCCAAAGCAAGGUCAGAUAUUCUGCUCACGGGCCUGCAGUGCUGGGGAGGACCCCAAUGGCUCUGACUCAUCCGAUUCAGCCUUCCAGAAUGCCAGAGCCAAGGAGUCUCGCCGCAGUGCCAAAAUCGGCAAGAACAAGGGCAAAACCGAAGAGGCCAUGCUGAGCCAGCACAGCCAGCUGCAGGUGAGUUCUAACAGGCUCUCAGCUGAUGUGGACCCCCUGUCGGCACAGAUGGAUCUCCUCAGCCUGUCCAGCCAGACGCCCAGCCUCAACCGCGACCCCAUUUGGAGGAGCCGGGAUGAGCCCUUCCACUACGGGAACAAGAUGGAGCAGAACCCAUCCCAGAGCCCUUUACAGCUCCUCAGCCAGUGCAACAUCAGAACUUCCUACAGUCCAGGAGGGCAGGGAGCAGGAGCCCAGCCUGACAUGUGGGCCAAGCACUUCAGCAACCCCAAGAGAAGCUCAUCGAUGGCCAUGAAGGGGCACGGCGGCAGCUUUAUCAAGGAAUGCCGUGAGGACUAUUACCCAGGGAGGCUGAUGUCCCAGGAGAGCUACAGCGAUAUGUCCAGCCAAAGCUUUAGUGAAACCCGAGGCAGCAUCCCUGUUCCCAAGUAUGAGGAGGAGGAGGAGGAGGAAGAGGAAGGUGGCAUGUCUACUCAGCAAUGCCGUCCCCGUCGUCCACUCAGUUCCCUGAAAUACACAGAGGACAUGACACCCACUGAACAGACUCCUCGUGGCUCUAUGGAAUCACUGGCCCUGUCAAAUGCAACAGGCUUGUCUGCUGAAGGUGGUGCCAAGCGCCAGGAGCACCUAUCCCGGUUUUCCAUGCCUGACCUCAGCAAAGACUCCGGAAUGAAUGUCUCGGAAAAGCUGAGCAACAUGGGCACGCUCAACUCCUCCAUGCAAUUCAGGAGCGCAGAGUCUGUUCGCAGCCUGCUGUCUGCACAGCAGUACCAGGAGAUGGAGGGCAACCUUCACCAGCUCAGCAAUCCCCUGGGGUACAGGGACCUGCAGUCCCAUGGAAGGAUGCACCAGAGCUUUGAUUUUGAUGGUGGCAUAGCGAGCAGCAAGCUGCCGGGCCAGGAAGGUGUGCACAUCCAGCCCAUGAGCGAGCGCACCCGGAGGAGAACUACUUCCAGGGAUGAGAACCGCCGCUUCCGCCCUCACCGGUCCAGAAGGUCCCGACGCUCACGCUCAGACAACGCCCUGCACCUAGCCAGCGAGCGGGAGGUCAUUGCUCGGUUGAAGGAAAGGCCCCCUCUGAGAGCCAGGGAGGACUAUGACCAGUUCAUGCGCCAACGGAGCUUCCAGGAGAGCCUGGGGCAGGGGUCCCGGCGGGAUCUGUACAGCCAGUGUCCCAGAACUGUGUCGGACUUGGCUUUGCAGAAUGCCUUUGGGGAACGAUGGGGACCCUACUUCACGGAGUAUGAUUGGUGCUCCACCUGCUCCUCCUCUUCAGAGUCUGACAACGAGGGCUACUUCCUAGGAGAACCCAUCCCCCAGCCAGCCCGCCUACGAUACGUCACAAGCGACGAGCUCCUGCACAAGUACAGCUCUUACGGUGUGCCCAAAUCCUCCACCUUAGGUGGUAGAGGACAGUUGCACAGCAGGAAAAGACAGAAGAGCAAAAACUGUAUCAUUUCGUAAUGUGAUUGCGGUCAGGGAACGGGGGGAGGGCAGAUGGAAGUUAAGAAUGUAAACUCAGAAACGUGCACUGUUGUGAAUUCUCAAGUGCUCUUGGGGAUGGUUUGUGGGGGAGAGGUGGAGAAUGCUCUCAGUAGAGGGAGGCAAGGCUGCAGGUUGACUUGGUAGAUACACUUGGUGUCACAGUUUUGGGCAUGUUAAAUAUGAUUUGCACCUUUCACUUUGGAAACAUAGGCUGUAGAGGCCAGGGUAGGUCAUGUCCUUCCAAAGUGGAGUGGCCGUCCACUAGAUGACACUUGUAACCUGCUCACUUAUAUUCUUUCUGGUUCUCUUCCUUUUAGGACCCCUUUUCCAGUAAAUACUUUAUUAGCCAGGACCCCAGACUAAGUUAUUUACAUGUCCAUUGUAAAUGCAAUGUAAAUGAGAGUUCUGAUAAAAAAAUAUUUUUGUAUUUUGUAAUAACAGAAUUUCUAUAUCGUACGAUUCCAUGGGGACUUGCAUGCAUGUCCACCCUUAUCUUUGAGUGGUAGUAAA